Messenger RNA from Salvelinus sp. IW2-2015, 1447 nucleotides. RefSeq names its product transcobalamin II (gene tcn2). Gene Ontology annotation, molecular function: cobalamin binding. The record is from RefSeq and is a predicted model, not a curated record. Gene Ontology annotation, biological process: cobalamin transport. Lineage: Eukaryota; Metazoa; Chordata; Actinopteri; Salmoniformes; Salmonidae.
GUCACUUGACACGAUCAUGAGAGCGAUGUCGACAUAAAAUCAAGUUAUUAAAAGCGGUCUCUCCUCUUGUCUUCACGACAAGGUCGCUCUACAGGUUGGUCAAAAUGUAUGCCCUGUACAUUGUGAGUGGACUGCUGGCACUGGUAGCAAGCAAACCCUGUGACCCUAUAGGAUCGGAACAUAGUGAGCUGCUCCUCUCACUCAAUAAGAAGCUGCUGCGUUCUCUGGAGGACCAGGAAACAUCCCCUAAUCCGAGUGUGCACCUGGCCCUGCGUCUGUCCACUCACCACAACCUUGGCAAGGAGAGUGAAAACCUGAAUGCACUCAAAACAGAUUUACACAAUGACAUUGAGAGCUCUCUGGCUAAUAGCCAGCCAGUGGUGGGUCUCCUGGCRCUUUACACUCUGGCCCUGAAGGCCUCCUGCUAUGAUCUCAACACCCUGACCUUCACCGUCAACCAGAGGAGCGAGACCCUGCUGACUCAUCUCAAGAGACAGAUGGCACUGGAGAAAGAGCACAUCACCUUCAGUCACCGUCCUCUGACAAAUUACUACCAGUACUCUCUAGGCGUGCUGGCACUGUGUGUGAGUGGKGUUAGAGUCAACUCUCACGUGAGCAAGAAGCUCGUCGGGGCUGUAGACCAUGGACAUAUCAAACACGGAGACUCCGAUUGCAUCGACACGUUUGCCAUGGCUGGAAUGGCCCUACAGUGCCUGAAGGAGUCUGACACUCGGGUGCAGGAUGCGGCUCUUGACAAGGCCCUGGGCGUCAUCAAGCAGAAGCUACUGGACUCCCGGCGGGCUGAUGGUCACAUGGGAAAUGAGUUCAGCACAGGCCUGGCAGUGCAGGCCCUGCUGGCUAUGGGCAGCCAGGUGCAGGAGUGUUCUACCUCAAUGGAAGCCAUGAGGUCAGAUGUGAGGAAGGGAACAUAUCGCAACCCCAUGGCCAUGUCCCAAAUUCUGCCUGCCCUCCAGCAAAAGACCUAUCUGCAAGUCAAGGGAAAGCAGUGCCGCAAUGAGGAUGACAGCCUGGUCCUGGAAGCCAGACAGCCAGUGAUGGUGUUACAGAGCAAUACCAAAGUAGCCCUCAAGUUGGAGGUGGUCAAAUCACAUGGGGCUCUUGAUGUCUAUUCUGUUGACGUGCCAACGGGCACCUCGUUGGUUUAUGCCCUUGAACUCCUUCAAAAGAAGAACAUUGGCUUCACGUUUGAGAAGGAGACCAGCCUGUGGGGACCCUUCCUGAGRGUGGUGAAUGGGGAACGGGCUCGACAGACCGACCGUAGAUACUGGCGCCUCUCCUCAGACGGCAACGCUCUCAGCCAGGGUAUCAAAGACUUCAAGAUUGAGACGGCUCAAAAGAUCACCCUCGAAAACACCAGCUACUGAGAAUCAAGAUGUUUGAAGCACAGUGAUUGAAAAGGUGUCAUGUCAAAUUAUCUGAUGUGAAA